CUUGGCUACAAAAAAGAUACAUAGAUUUCAUAGAUAAUUAAUAAAUUGUAUACAAUUUCUGUAAAACACACAUGACAACAUAGCCCAAUAAAUUGUGACCUUACAUUUAUGAAAAAUAGUUAAACACAGUUAAACCUGAGUUAAAAUCUACCUUCAUUAUAUACGUAUUUGUACCUUACCUGACUAUAUGCCAGUGUGGUUUUAUUACGUUCACUUGUUUACUCAAAAUCUAUCACAAAAAUAUAAUAUUUGAAUUUUAGUUUGGAGGUUAGAAUUUGCAAAAAUUAUGAACUAGGUAUUUGAAACCAACAUACAAAAACGCUGUUAGAGAAAACACACAUGCAUGUUAUUGGACCAUAAAGUUAAUGAGAUAUAGACCUUUUGACAACAUUCCUGUGUGACAACUAGCCCUCCUCUCCCUCUCCCUACUCUUUUUAAUUGUAAAUUAUAAAGACAAAAAGUGAAUUUAAGACACAGUGCCACCAUUGACUGUCUAGUUGUAUUAAUGGCAAAGGAUUAUGGGAGUGAGACAGUUUUGGAAAGAAACUCACUGUGACUAAAGCCGCUGAGAAUGAAGGAAGAUACAGGUUGGACAGGUUCAGCCUGUGGGAUGGUAUUCCGAACACCCAAGACCAAUGGGGUGUGGUGGGAGUUUUAGUUCUGAAUGGAAGUAAUAGAUACUGCAAUUGGGAGAGAAACAAGGUGCUAGUGUCUAGUCGAUACAGAUUAAUCCUUGACAACAGAAAUAGUUGAAGCAGACAGAUCCAGGUGUGAACUCGUGCUGAAGUGGAUACGCAGGUGCCUCUGAGGUGGACUGAUGUAAACUGACCUUAUCCUCCUGGGCCAGUGAGCGAUCUUUGGGGACUGAGACAGCAAUAGAGAGAAGGAGGAGAAAUGGCAGAAGCACCAAAGAUUGAACUUUUUGUCAAGGCAAGUGAUGAUGGUGAGAGUGUUGGUAACUGCCCAUUUUGUCAGCGGCUUUUCAUGAUUCUCUGGCUGAAAGGGGCAAACUUCACCCUUACCACAGUGGACAUGAAGAGAGCUCCAGAGGUACUAAAGGACCUGGCUCCAGGCUCUCAGCCCCCCUUCCUCAUCUAUAAUGGAGAGGUCCGCACUGACACCAACAAGAUCGAAGAGUUUCUGGAAGAGACCCUCGCUCCCCCGCAGUUUCCCAAGUUAUGUUGCCGCUAUAAGGAGUCUAACACAGCUGGAGAUGACAUCUUUCACAAAUUCUCAGCAUACAUCAAAAAUCCCAAUCCUGGCCUUAAUGACAUGUUGGAGAAGAAAUUUCUAAAGAGCUUGAUGAAGCUGGAUCAAUACCUGUUGACUCCUCUUACUCAUGAACUGGACCAGCAUCCAGAUGCAGCCCAAUCCACAAGACUCUACCUGGACGGAAACUCAUUCACUCUUGCCGACUGCAACUUGCUACCAAAACUGCACAUUGUCAAGGUGGUGUGUAAGAAGUAUCGUGGUUUUGAGAUCCCUGCAGAGCUAAAAGGCCUGACAAAAUACUUGGAAAAAGCAUACAAGGAGGACGUGUUCAAAUUCACCUGUCCAAAAGACAAGGAGAUCCUGCUUGCGUACCAUUCAGUGGCCAAAUAUCUCAAUAAGUAGAACUGGACUUUAAAGGAGAGGAGGGUAUGGGGCAAAGCUUGCUUGGAAUUUAUUGUAAAGCAAAUUUUUUUUUUUAAAGAUGCCUAAUGUAUACAUAUAUCAAUAAACUGCUUUUGUUACAUGUAUUCACAUUGGGACUUUUGAUCAUCUGGUAUAUCGGUGGAGGUUGGGUUGUUUUUGUUUUAAUUUAAAAAGCACAUUUGUGAAUAUAAGAUGCCUGUCUUGCUUGUUCAUGCAAGUUUUAGUAUUUAAAUGUGAGUCACUUAUGUCCCUGGUUUUGAUAGGUCACCUUCGUUUGAUAAGCUACAGACUCAGUGGGACCAACUUGUAAACCGUGUGAAAUGAGAUAUUUAAUUUGUCUGCAAUUCUACCCCAUGAGAAAAACAAAGCACAACUACAACUACAAUUAUGUAUGUUACUGAUGUCAAAAGACAUUUAUAUUUUGUUUUUUAAUAACUACUCUUGAGAAUGUCAGUAUGUAUAAAACAGUCUGCGAACAAAUAAAAUUCUUAUGAAAAAGUA
Myxocyprinus asiaticus (Chinese sucker) is the source of this 2136-nucleotide messenger RNA. Its product is annotated as chloride intracellular channel protein 4-like. Bases 895 to 1614 code for a protein of 239 amino acids. The transcript is spliced from 6 exons. The record is from RefSeq and is a predicted model, not a curated record. Lineage: Eukaryota; Metazoa; Chordata; Actinopteri; Cypriniformes; Catostomidae.